CUCGCUCUCUUCCCUUCUACUUCCUUCAUCUUCGCCCCAUUCUAUCUGUUUGCAGCCAAAGACUACGUCUCCGCCAAUCCUACAUGCUCUGUUAGACGGCGUAGACUCCCUCCUCGUUCCCAGGCAAGCAACCCCUUCCCCACCCCUUUAGACGCGACUUCAAUUCCCUCAUUCGCCGCAGGCAAUGGCGCCUACUCCCAGCCUAUUCGGCGCAAUGGACCUAACGGCGACGCCUCGUCCAAACACGACUGCGCUCAAGGAGGACAAGUCUCUCCCUCCACCACCGCUCGAGGAGAUCCUCAUGGAGCGGCAGGAGCAGAUGAGAAUGCAGCGAUGUAGCAGGAAUGACCUCGAUGGCGGCGCCAUGACCUCAGAGCCGUCUAGCGCCGGCUCCACGAGCGUCUCCUCCCACUCUGGCACUGGCUCUCCAGUCCAGAGCUUCCAGACUCCUCAGCUAUGGCCUGCAGCAUCCAGCUCCUCACCCACUCUCCCCGAUCAAGGUACCCUCGCUCCCGCUUUCGAUCCUUCCGUCAUGCGCAUGACCGAGGCGACGGGCAGCAUGACACUUGCUCGUAGAAGGCGCAAUGGCAGCAGCGGUGCCGCAUCCCUGUCUAGCCCCACUCUGCCAGACCCUGCGACCUUUCCCAUCCCACCUUCACCGGCGACAAGCUUGCGUCAUCAGGAAGCGACGGCCACGUCGGACGUAGCAUCGACGACGAGCGGCCACAACAGCUCGGCGCGUGCCUCCUCCCUCUGGAGCAUGAGCAACAGGUUCAGUCGUAAUGGCAGCUGGGAUACGCAUCACAGUAGUCCGAUGACAACGCCAUCGAGUUCGAGAGAUUGCAACAUGUUUGGGAAGGGUGAAGGAAAUAAAGCCGGCGACCGCGAAGACGACGAAGAUGACGUUGGGUUGGGAAUCUACUCUCAGCCGUCUGAGACAGCAGCGGGCGGUGGUGGCGCUGAGACCGCGGAUAGAUGGGCGCACCAUCGCAACCCAGUCUGGACACGCAAGCCUGCGCCCCUCACUCAGCACAUCGUCUCCUCGACUCCAUCAGAGCAUUCCAGUACGAAGCCGCCUGCCGACGAGGUUGAGCAAGUACGCGAAGGGACGACACCCAUCAUCGCGCCAAGGCCUACGCUUGGUCGCAUGGUCAGCGAGCCCAACCUCACGGACAGCCUCAUAUCGACAACGUCCACUGCAUCCGUCGCUGGCCCUCUUCUUCCUCCUUGCGCGAUCCCUUCCAGAGGAGCAUCUCGCAACCGCACUCGCUCUGACGCUUCUCCCAGCGGGGCUGCGAUAAGCGUCCGGCGUCGACCAUCGAAGGCGUCGACUACCACAUCUUCGUCAUCGUCCUCGUCGAUGCCAAUGUCUUCAGAGGACGGCUCCUUCGCUGUGCUCGCUCGUACCGUCAGUCCAAGAGGAAGCUCCCUUCGUACGACGACUCGUUCGCACAAGCCCCCCUCCUCCAAGGCAGGCAGUGCAGGCAUGAAAACGUCUACAAGCCUCAGCAAGCUCGCCUCGUCGGCCACCCUUCACCGCAGGCUGGACAGUCGCUCCUCGCUGAGGGAACUGGAUGAGGGGAUGCCGACCUCUCUCACCUCGUCCUCGUCCUCGACGUCGAUGAUGUCGACCAGCUCAGAGUCGCGCGCAUACAACAACCGCAAACGAGCCAUGUCAGCGGCGUCUUCGAUCGCUUCGUCCAGCCGGCUGAGCAUUGACGUCAAGGCGCUUGGGAUGGAGUUCCCGCACCUCACAGCGGUGAAUGGCAUCGAGGAGAGUGUGGGCGAUGCAGUCAAGGUGGUAGAAGAGGGCAGAGGCGUGGUUAUCGAGGCCAAUGGUCGAAGCCUCGCUGACAUUGAGUACGAGAUCGGCAGCGAGACAAGCCACCUGCUGCUUUCUGGCUGCGAAGGUGGAGAAGAGAUGACGGCCUUCCUCGAGAGGACACUUCCCUCAGCUGCCCAUAGCCUGCUGGUGCUUGACAUCUCGCACACUGGCAUCGUGGAUUUGCCGCCUUGCAUCGAGCAGUGCAAUCGCCUUGAAGAACUCAAUGUCUCGGGCAACGCCUUGGCAUCAGGCAAGCUACCCUCUUGGAUUGGCUCUCUCUCCACCCUGCGCGUCCUCAUCGCCGACGACACUGGCUUGGUGUCGCUUCCUCACGCCAUGAGCAAGCUCUCAGAGCUGACGACGCUCAGUCUUGGACAUAAUCACCUGGCGCACCUCCCAAGCUGGCUCUGCCUCCUGAGUGGCAAGCUGGAGCGCCUCUAUCUCGAGGGCAACCCCUUCAAGGGAGCGUGGCAGAAGCUUCUCGCCUCCAUUUUCCCUUCGCAGGUCCCUGCACCCGCUGUUCCCAUCUCCGCACCGGCUGGACCCUUCCGCAAGGAGAGCGGCUCGUCCUCGCCAUCUAGUCCGGCGAGCGAGCGUCGCCCAGGCUUCUCACGCAAGAAGAGCGACAACGAGCUGGCCAAGUUCUUCAACCCGAGGGUCUCUCAGCAGUCCUCCCAGGUGACGACGCCUCAGCAGGAGCAAGACCAGCCCGUUAAGCUGACGGCCAUCGAAGAGCAGAUGCAGCGUCGCGGUCUGCUCGACCGAGACGCGACCGUCAAGGCGUCGAAGGGGUCAGAAGGUGGUGAGAGCAAGUGGGCCUUCCUGCGCAAGGUGACGCGCAAGACGUCCAGCAACUUUCUCAGUAACAGCGCGUCGGCCUCGGCAGCGGCGUCCGAGAGUGGUCGAGGCGCCGGAGCAGAAAACAGCGGCAUCGCCUCGCCGGCGCGGUCACGCAGGCCAUCGAUCGACGUCACCCAACACCGCAGUCCGAAGACUUUGCCACGGCUGCACACCUCAAAUGCUUCGUUGUCUCGUCCAAUGGACCAUGACGCUCCACCAGCGACCGCGCCUGCAGGCCUUCUCGCUGCCUUUGAGCCAACGCCUCGCUCCGUUUCGACGCCAGAAGAGCGUCGCGGCCUCGCUCCCCCUCAAAGCCAAUCGAAGCGUCGUAGCUUUCUCGAUUUCAAUCGUGUCGAAGCGCCACGCGAGGACCCACUCGAGCUCAAAGGCAGGAUGCACGCUCUCAUGUGCUACCUGCGCGACCUCGACGACCUAGCUCCAGCCUCGCAGGCGCGCCGUCGUCGAGCAGCAUCAAGCGCACGCAACAGCGAUGGUUCUCUCAGCUCGUACGGCGCCGACCAUGUCGGCAAUGGGGGUACUGACUCUCCCAUUCGUCUUCGACAUCCCUCAAACCAGCUGCUCAACAUGACCUCAACCUCUUCGCCCGCCCCAAGUGAUAUCAAGGACGACUCACGGCGUCGUCGUCGCAUCAUUGCCGAGAUCAUCAGCUCCGAAGAGUCGUACAUUCGUGGCUUGCAGGAGCUCUGCGACAUUUACGUCAAGCCGGCCAAGUUGCCAGACGAGAAGAGCAACGGUGUGCCCAUUCUGACGCCGCAGGAUCAUCGUGCCGUAUUUGGCAACGUCGAGGGCCUACUCCAGUUUCAUACGGGCGCUUUCCUUCCUUCGCUGAUGGCAGCCGCGGACGUCGUGCUACGUCAGCAGGAAGAAGGUGGCGACGACGAGAGCGAAGAGGCCAGAUGUCUGACAGCAGGAGCGGCAGAGGCGGUCGCAGACGUCUUCCUCCGACACAGCGGCUGGUUCCGCAUGUACAGCGCCUACAUCAAUGGCUGUGACCAGGCGCAGACUAAGCUGGCCUCCUGGCUUGCCCCAUCGCAGACCUCAAGCGCUGCGGCCGCUUUCCGUUCGGCGGCUAGCAAUGCCACUGGAGGCGGAGGUGCAGCUGGCGAGCUGCUCCGCGUCAAGCGCAUCAAGACCUUCCUGAAGCGAUGUCGCCUCGACCCACGACACACGCAGCUGAGUGUGGAGAGCUACCUUCUCCUUCCCGUGCAGCGCAUCCCGCGAUACGAGCUCCUCCUCAAGGACCUGGCACGCAGCACCGACUCGAAGCGACUCAGCAACUCCGAGGCAGUCACGUCCGCUCUAGCGCAGAUGUCCUCGAUUGCGGCGAGCGUCAACGAGAGCAAACGCCAGUCCGAGCAGGAUCGUAAGCUCCUCGCUUGGCAGAGCAGGCUGCGCACUGGCUGGCACACGCCCCUCGUUCAGCCUCAUCGUCGCUUGCUGCGUGACGGGACCCUCCAACUUCGUCGUGUUGUGCAGAGGGUCAAGGCCUUUGAUGACGAUGCGGCUGCGGCUGCGGAUGGAGACGCUGCAGAUGCCUCGUGCGAUGGAGCGUAUGGCGAGGGCGGGAUGCAGGUCGACUGUCUGGAGCAGCAUACGGUCGGUAAGCCUAUAACGCUGCUGCUCUGUAAUGACGUCUGCGUUGCAGUCACCGCUGAAGGUGGGGCAAACUCGGCAGCCUCAUCAGCCGUCGACCUUUUCGCCCUCCUCAAGCCUCGUCACACCGGUAGCGGCGACGGCUCCACGUCAUCGCCUUGCUGCCAAGUCAUGGGUCAGACGUACCUCCGCCUCGUGGAUGCGCAGCGCAUCUUGUACUUUAUCACCAGGACGCACGCUGAGGCCGUCGAGUGGUGCGAGGCCAUCAAUGACGUUGCGACAAGGAAUGGCUCUGGGGCUUUACGCAGAGGCAGCUAGGCAUACGCGUGCACUUCUUCUUGGACGGCCAGCUACUUCUCACAAUCUUCCCUUCACCCUCUAUGAUAGACACA
Jaminaea rosea is the source of this 4671-nucleotide messenger RNA. RefSeq lists its product as hypothetical. Gene Ontology annotation, molecular function: protein binding; guanyl-nucleotide exchange factor activity. The transcript is spliced from 2 exons. Bases 185 to 4597 code for a protein of 1470 amino acids. Lineage: Eukaryota; Fungi; Basidiomycota; Exobasidiomycetes; Microstromatales. The record is from RefSeq and is a predicted model, not a curated record.